Molecule: messenger RNA, 1360 nt
Organism: Papaver somniferum (opium poppy)
Lineage: Eukaryota; Viridiplantae; Streptophyta; Magnoliopsida; Ranunculales; Papaveraceae
Product: fructose-1,6-bisphosphatase, cytosolic
Exons: 12
Coding region: 166-1191 (341 amino acids)
Biological process (GO): sucrose biosynthetic process; fructose 6-phosphate metabolic process; fructose 1,6-bisphosphate metabolic process
Cellular component (GO): cytosol; cytoplasm
Molecular function (GO): fructose 1,6-bisphosphate 1-phosphatase activity
Source: RefSeq, a predicted model, not a curated record
AUAGUCUCUAUCCGAAUCAGUUCUGAUUCUUAUUCUGUUACUUCCUCGAAAAGAGGAAACCUCUGACUUCGUAAAGUAACCAAAAUAUAAAAUCUCACAGAAAACGUACAAUUCUUACAGAGAAAUUAUAGAAAUAGUUUAUUGGAAAGAGAAGAAGAAGAAAAAAUGGAUCAUGCUGCUGAGGCUCAUAUGACUGAUUUGAUGACCAUUACUCGGUUUGUUCUUAAUGAACAAUCGAAGCAUCCUGAAUCACGUGGAGAUUUUUCUAUCUUGCUUAGUCAUAUUGUUCUGGGUUGCAAAUUCGUUUGUGCUGCUGUUAACAAAGCUGGGCUUGCAAAACUCAUCGGACUUGCUGGGGAGACCAAUGUUCAGGGCGAAGAGCAAAAGAAACUGGAUGUUCUUUCAAAUGAUGUGUUUGUUAAGGCUCUCGUAAGCAGUGGAAGAACGUCUAUUUUAGUAUCGGAAGAGGACGAAGAAGCAACUUUUGUGGAUCCAGCGUUGCGUGGAAGAUACUGUGUGGUUUUUGAUCCUUUGGAUGGUUCUUCUAACAUUGACUGUGGUGUUUCCAUUGGAACUAUAUUUGGUAUUUAUAUGAUGAAAGCAAAUGAGGAACCACAUCUAGAAGAUGUCUUGCAACCAGGGAAAAAUAUGUUAGCAGCUGGGUAUUGCAUGUACGGGAGUUCCUGCACGUUUGUGUUGAGCACUGGAAGUGGUGUCAACGGUUUCACUCUUGAUCCAUCCCUUGGGGAGUUCAUUAUGACUCAUCCAGACAUUAAGAUUCCAAAGAAGGGAAAAAUCUACUCGGUAAACGAAGGAAAUGCGAAAAACUGGGAUACACCAACAGCGAAGUACGUUGAGAGAUGCAAAUACCCUCAGGAUGGUUCAUCUCCAAAGUCUCUCAGAUACAUUGGAAGUAUGGUUGCUGACGUGCACCGCACAUUACUUUAUGGAGGCAUAUUUAUGUAUCCUGCAGAUAAGAAGAGCCCAAGCGGAAAACUACGUGUUCUCUAUGAAGUUUUCCCAAUGUCCUUUUUGAUGGAACAAGCAGGAGGUCAAGCUUUUACCGGAAAAGAAAGGGCACUCGACUUGGUUCCAAAGAAAAUACAUGAACGAUCACCUAUAUUUCUUGGAAGUUAUGAUGAUGUUGAAGAAAUAAAAGUGCUUUAUGCCGCUGAAGAAAAGAAGGCGUAAAUGUGCCGGUCACUUCUAAAGACCUCAAAAACUCCUCAUGUUUCUUCUGCCGGUAGCUGAGCCAGUUUAUUCAUCUAUUCUUAAAAUGAAACUUCUCGUAAGCUUUCUGUGCAAUCACAAAAUACAUUUCAUUAAUGAGAGAUGAUGGUUUAGUUUUUAACUAUACUGA